Messenger RNA from Didymodactylos carnosus, 1840 nucleotides. NCBI's taxonomy places the organism in Eukaryota, Metazoa, Rotifera, Eurotatoria, Philodinida, Philodinidae. The record is from the annotation of a GenBank genome assembly.
GGGGGGGGGUUUAGUAGUAUAUAUUCUGAUUGUGUGAGAAAAUUGCGUCUCUUUCAAUGCUUUAAAAGAAGACUGAUCGAAUUAGGAAACAUUUCAAACGCAAAGAUCGUCAAAAGCCACAAAAAAGUCCCCGAAAAUGCCCGAUCGAUGUCUUAGUUAUUUAAAGGGUUCGCGAGUGGAGUGCGGGGCAAGCCAAAUGCAUUUUAGAUUUCUGCAAGGUAAUGAGAUAAUGCUUUGGCUGCCGGAAUGAGAGCGCUGAAUUUUUAGAGACCGCGUCAGUGCAUUUUAAACAUAGCCGUCGUUAGAAAAAAAAAUGUUAUUAAAAGUAAAGUUAGAGAUACCUCGGAAAGAUUAGUAAUUGGUAUGGGCUUCUAUUACGUCCGUAAGCUCAGCAGCGAAGGGACGAGCUUUUGAUUGGAGACGGGCUUCGAAUCCAACAUGGACCUCUAUUCUGUGGGGGGGAUUAUGAGAAACUUUUAUCUUUAUAAGUCUCAAAGUAUUUACUGUAACUAUGACAUGAAGAAACAGAUUUUGUAUUGCUUUCGGUACUCUCAGCGAUCUGCCCCGGUUUAGGAAUUCGAUUAAAAGUUAUAUCGACGCAGAAUCUUAAAGGCACUAAUAUAGAUAUUUUUCACUAUCAUAACGAAUCUUGUGGAUUAUUUCCCACAAAAGCAUGAUUGACUGCGAGAAAAAAGUAGAAGAAUCUGAUUAGUUCUGCUAUCAACCGCACGAUUUCUUAAUAAGGGAAAAAUCUUUCACUUCGACAAUAUGAAUUUCGAGUUCGUCCAGGAAAAUUUUUUAAGUGCGUUUUAUGCACUUUUCCAACAAAGUAUAUAUACAUGUUAAUAUGUAAUUUGUUGAAAAAAUAUAGUGUCUUUAGCUGUUGAAAACUGGUGAAAAUGUGCUGCUAGUUGUCUGUACAGAACGAAAGACUUUUAUUUCUCAAUUAAACUUCUAAAAAAUUUCUGUUGGAUAAGUCGUGUUAUUAUAAAAUUAUAUCCUUUCGGCGUUUUUUCUUUCAGACCAACAAGCAGAUAAUGGUGGCUCGGACGAGGAGCAAAAACAGGACACCAGUUCGGAUGACGAAGAAGAAAGCGAGGAAGAGACAGAAGGUGAAGAAGAAGGAAGGGGCCGAUCGGGUGUUCGUGUGUACGGAGAAAAUCGGAAGUAUAUUGACGGUCAGGACUAUGCAGCUGAUCAACCUUUAAAAGGAGCGACAUUAACUGGUACACUCUCAACACAUACAACUCAUGUUCCCUACGAACGUGCGCAUGGCAGACGUAUUGUUAAAUAUAAAUUAGAGUCUGGUUCAAAUCGAGUUCCAUAUGUACGCGCUGUGAUCAGUAGCGAACAUUUAGGACAUGGAGAGCCUAGAGCAGUGACCUCUGAAGGAAGAGUUUGCGUCCGUCUUAUACGUCAGCUAGCAAGUCGUGAUGAUAUCGGACAUAUCGUCGGCGCUCGAUUGGGUGGUCCCCUUCGUCUACACAAUGUCUUUCCACAGAAUCCAAGUGUAAACAGAGGUAUCUGGCGACAAGAGUACGAAGCUCCCAUGCACAGUUGGGUAUCACAAGGCAGCUGUUUCACAGUUGAUUUUCAAGUACGUUUCCUCUACGAAGAUGAAUCGACUCCAGAUCGUCCUAGUUCUAUGCUUGUUCUCAUUAAAUUUCUUCAUGAUGGGCGACUGGCAACAACAAAAGAAGUAUGGCAGGUUCUUGGCGGAAGAGAUAGUAUUGUCGAACCAAUAAUUUUCGAUCAAGUUCCGAAUCCGCCAUCCUACGUGUCAUUUAGAAGGGAAGGCGAAGAAGACUACGAAGAAACUACGAAGAAUACUAAAUCCUGA